Messenger RNA from Nannizzia gypsea CBS 118893, 1635 nucleotides. RefSeq lists its product as hypothetical. Bases 1 to 1635 code for a protein of 544 amino acids. The transcript is spliced from 3 exons. Lineage: Eukaryota; Fungi; Ascomycota; Eurotiomycetes; Onygenales; Arthrodermataceae. The record is from RefSeq and is a predicted model, not a curated record.
AUGGGAAAGAGCUCCAACGACCGUGAGGCACAGCGGUCCGAGAGGCUUCAGGCGCGGAAAGAGAGACGCCAGGCCAGUUAUCCAAAUCAUGACCCGCAAGAUAUGGAUGAUUUACCGUCAGCCUCUCUAAGCGCCCAGCCGGUUUCUGAUGUCCUCAGCAGCAUCCAUCCAAUGGGAGGUGCCAUGGAUAAACUCCUUCGAAAUAAAGAUACUGUUGAGCAGUUUUCCAAUAUAGUAGGAGUCAUCGCGCAUCUAGCACACAAUAUGAAGAAAAUUGGCCUCGAACCCGAGAUUGACAGUGCUAAACGAAUCAAGGAGCUUGACACUGCUCUUAGGGAGUCGCACAGGGUCACUUCGGAGGACAUGGAGAAAAAUAAAACAGAACGUCAACGCCUUGAUAGAGACUACGAGGAGCUAGACAGGAGGAAGCAUGAGUUUGAACAAGAGAAAGAUCAAAGUGCAAAAAUGUUAGAGCUCCACAAAGCCUCCCUGGCGCAAGAACGUGAAAGCAUGGAAGUGGAGAUGAAAGAAAAGGCUAAAAAGCAGGUGGAGGCUCAAGUUGCCCAGUACCGAAGGGACACUGAAGACAAGAUUCGGAAGCUGGAGAGUAACAAUUCCCGUUUGAAUGCAGAAGUCAGUAAGAUGGAAGCCUGCCAACUUGCCCUAGAAAAACAGAGAAGGAUUGGGGAAAUGGCGUUGGAGAGAAAUUUGCAGCUCGAAGAGCAGCUGUCGGAAUACAACGCGAGGCUACCAAUUCAGUCAGCAGAUAUCACUGACCUGAAGACGCAAUUCGAACAGCUCUAUCAUUCCAUCCAGGCCAUCACAACUACCUAUGUAGCAAAACUGCCACAGGAAGCAUUUCAGAGCUUCAGGUACGCAGGGAGCGUCAGUGAGAGUCACGCUGUGUUUCGAAACAUCCCCAUCUCCGCCUCCCCGAUAUCAGAAUUUCUCCGAACUCGCGCCGCUCAAUCUCUUAUCUCACGCCGAAUAUGCGAAUCGCUAUGGAAACCUUUCGGCUCCAGAGCCCUAGAGGGCAUGGUCUCCUCCAGUUCAGCGACACUUCGGGCCCUGUCCGAUGCCGGUCGACUGUUAGAUCCAAAGCUCGAAACUGCAUGGAGGGCCCUCACGUACAAGAUCAUCGACUCUCUGGCUAACACAGAGGUCGACCUGAUCGUGCAGCGGGCAACAGAGGACAUCUCUAGAUUUCUCGAGAGACAAGUUGAGCCUCAGUACUUCCAAAAAUUCAGAGACUCCCUUUUAACCAUCUUUCAGGAUGGGGCUAGGCUAUGGGGCGUUAUUCGGGUUGACUACAUGCAAGUGUCUAUCUCAUUUCCGGACGACGAGAGUAGGGUUGGAUGGGUAUCCCAUGAUUUUCCAGACAGUCAAGCUUGCCCCAUUAACGAACAGGGCUUCAAGACCCUGUGCUUGUUUCCAAGAAUUGAAGUCUUGUCUGGGAACAAUGAAUGGGCGGAGCUAUGUCCUGGCCAGGCGCUCUUCUCAGAUUCUUCCGCUUUGGCAGAAGGUGCGAAAGAAUUAGACAACCAGAAAAGCUAUUUGGACCGACUCUACCAACAGAUGGCGUCCGCAAAACCUAUAGUAACCAGCGAUUUUGAAACAGGCUCCCUAAAGGAAUGA